AUGGAAGUUACUACUAUUACAGAUGAAAUUGCAGGUACUGUGGAAAUAAACACUGAGAGGCUGCGUGAACUCAAAGAAUUUGAUGACACAAAAGCUGGUGUUAAAGGCCUUGUUGAUCAAGGGAUCACAAAGAUCCCAAGAUUGUUUCAUCAUCCACCUGAUGAACAUGCGGAGUUCUCGAAUUCGGGCAGCACAGCACAGAUUAUUCCUGUUAUAGACCUUGCAGAAGUUGGGCAGGAUGCAAGUUCACGCCUAGAAGUUAUUGGCAGAAUAAGAGAAGCAUCUGAGAAAUGGGGUUUCUUUCAAGUGGUCAACCAUGGCAUCCCUGUGACUGUUCUAGAGUACUUGAAAGAUGGGGUACGCAGGUUCUAUGAACAAGAUAUUGAGCUGAAAAAACAUCUAUAUACCCGGGAGCAGAUGAGACCUUUUGUUUAUAAUAGCAAUUUUGACUUGUACAUUUCACCAGCACUCAAUUGGAGGGACACUUUUAUGUGUUAUCUGGCUCCUAAUCCUCCCAAACCUGAAGACUUGCCAGUAGUAUGCAGGGAUAUACUGCUGGAAUAUGGGGCAUAUAUGAUGAAACUUGGAAUUACACUAUUUGAAUUACUAUCUGAAGCUCUAGGGCUGCAUCCAGACCAUUUGAAAGACUUGGGUUGUGCUGAGGGGAUUAUUUCACUCGGCCAUUACUACCCUGCUUGCCCUGAACCAGAAUUAACUUUGGGAACCACCAAGCAUUCUGAUAACAGUUUCCUCACAUUGGUUCUCCAGGAUCAUAUUGGUGGUCUUCAAGUUCUUUACAAGAACUCAUGGAUUGACAUAGCCCCAGAACCUGGGGCUCUUGUAGUUAACAUUGGUGAUCUUCUACAGCUUAUAACAAAUGACAGAUUCAAGAGUGUAGAACAUAGAGUAGUGGCAAAUCUCAUAGGUCCAAGGAUAUCUGUUGCAUGCUUUUUCAGCGAAAUUCUUAACCCAACACCGAAACUCUAUGGACCUAUAAAAGAGUUAUUAUCAGAAGACAAUCCUCCCAAAUACAGAGAAACCACAGUUAAGGAAUAUGCCCAAUACUAUAAAGCAAAAGGCCUUGAUGGGACCUCUGCUCUUGAUCACUUCAAGAUUUGA
Messenger RNA from Sphenostylis stenocarpa, 1119 nucleotides. The record is from the annotation of a GenBank genome assembly. NCBI's taxonomy places the organism in Eukaryota, Viridiplantae, Streptophyta, Magnoliopsida, Fabales, Fabaceae.